Scomber japonicus (chub mackerel) is the source of this 6609-nucleotide messenger RNA. RefSeq names its product nuclear mitotic apparatus protein 1 (gene numa1). The coding region runs from base 1 to 6522 and encodes 2173 amino acids. Gene Ontology annotation, biological process: establishment of mitotic spindle orientation. Gene Ontology annotation, cellular component: spindle microtubule; spindle pole; centrosome. The transcript has 24 exons. The record is from RefSeq and is a predicted model, not a curated record. Gene Ontology annotation, molecular function: microtubule binding. NCBI's taxonomy places the organism in Eukaryota, Metazoa, Chordata, Actinopteri, Scombriformes, Scombridae.
AUGGCCAUUAAUCCAGGUGUUAAGGCUCUUCUCAGCUGGGUGAACAGCUUAAACCUGGCGGACAGAAAGAUUCUUGUAGAUGAUUUACAAGAUGGGACACUUUUACUUAAAGUUGUGUAUAUGCUGAAAAAGGAGCCCAACCCUUGUGUCAGUAAUUCCACAGAGGAUCGGUUUAAGGUCAUUGCUGACUUCGUAGAAAGGGAUUGCAGAUUUAGUGCAGAGAAAGGUGCGUCACUAUCCUGGAACAACAUAAGAGACGGCAUCAACCCAACUGUGGAAAUUGCAAAGGUGCUUUUGGUGCUGGUAUACCAUGACAUGAUGAACGACAGAUGCACUUUAAACAAGUUGGAAUGCGACGUGGAGCAAGAGCUUGCAAACCUGACUGGUUGUUAUGUGAUGGAGAGUGAGGGCAGUGUGUAUCUGAGCAGUGGGCUCGAUACUUAUCUGUCGUUGAGACGUUUGUCCGUCAGGAGUGAAGUAUUCGAUCGGCCAUCGUCCACCUCUACCUCCAGUGCUUCAUCCAGCUGCUCCUUCUCAGAUGACGAGUCUCCCAUGAUCCGCCGCACACAGAAAAUCACAUUUCUGGACAUGCAAACUGUAGCUUCUCCCUCUGUCAGCAAAUCUCCUCUGCAGGAUAUAAUGAACACACCUAAAUUCCAGUUGAGGAAGAUGCAGCGACAGAUCAUCAAGGAGCGAGACUACAGAGAUGCGUUGGAGAGGGAGCUUACGAGCAAGGUGGCACUCGUUACGCAGAAAGAGUCCCAAAUCAACCAGCUGCAGUAUCGCCUGGACAAGCUGAAAGAGGCGCAGGACGACACCGAGCAGGUUGCUAGGCAACAAAUCGAUAACGUCGAGACCAAGAACAACACAUUGCAAAUGCGGUUUAACGAGAUGCUAAAGCAAAACAAAGACUUCAAGACUAACUCUUCACUUAUGGAGCGGAAAGUGGACGAGUUAACGGAGGAAAACGGCGUUCUCUCCUCUCAGAUGAGAGCGCUGUGUUCAGAGUUGACCGUCUUCAAGGCUCAAGUUGAAAGGCUGACGGAGACCCAAGAAUCUGCUCAGGAGGACUGGAGAACAAAAACGGGACACCUGCAGUCUGAACUGAGCCAAGCUACCGCUCAAAAGGAACUGCUCGCUGAACAGAUUGAGAUUCUCCAGGGAAAGAUUUCCUGUUUAGAGGACGAGCUACGCAAAGCCACUGAGGCUGAAGUAGGGGAGAAUAUGGGGCCUGUAAUGGAGAGAGAAAUGUUGGAGAGUGAAAUCAACAGUUUGAGGACUGACCUGGAGAGCACAAUCGGUUCCCUGGAAAAGGCGGAGGUGGAGAUUCAGGCUAAAACACAGCAGCUGACGGAGUACCAACAGGAAAUGACUCAACAGAAAGAACUGCUGGAGCAACAAAAGUCUCACACGGAGGAAGUUAUUCAAGCCAAGGAUGAAAUUUUGGACAAUUUGCAAAAGGAGAUCACGGAGCAGAGAGCUGUCCUCCAGCAAAAGAUCCAGGAACUCAAGAUUCAACUGGAGCAGGUUGAGCUGCAGAAAACUGAGCAGGCAGUCAGACUACAACAGCACGUUUCUGCUUGUGAGCAAGAAAUUAGAAGACUAAAUGCAGAAAUUCAUGCUAAGGAGGAGCAGCUAAGUCUGCAGAGGAAGGAGAGCUCUACACAAUCUGAAACACUACAGCAGGAGAUCUCAGAUCUGAAUAAACAAAUCAAAAGUAUGAGCGACUUUCUACAACUUGUCCAGGAUCAGACUCGAGCCAAAGAAGAUUUGAUGGCCAAGCGGGAGCAGGAGAGCUCUGUGCAGGUCGAGGCUCUUAGGAAGGACACUACAGCCCUCGAGGAGCAGGUUAAGCUUCUGAGGGAAGAGAUCCAAACUAAAGAGGGACAGGUUGACUUGUUAAAGACUGAGAGCUACAAGCAAUCAGAAGAGCUGCAGAGUGAGAUUCAGAGUCUCCGAGACCAGGUCCAAAGUUUGACUGAAUCCCUGAAGACUGCAACAGAACAAGUUCAGGCUAAAGAAGACAUCUUGACCAAGAAAGAGUUGGAGAUCUCUCAGGAAAAAGACAAAUUCCAAAAUGUAAUGGCAGCAUCUGAAGAGGAGAUGAAGGGGCUCAGGGAGCAGAUCCAGGCUAAAGAGGAACAGCUCGUCACACUGAAGAAAGAGGGCUCUGUACAGUCUGACAUGCAACAGGAAGAGAUCCAAUGUCUUAAAAACCAACUGGAUGGUUUGCGUAUCUCUCUUGCAAAAGCCGAGGAGACAAUUCAGACUCAACAAGCCAAACUUACCAAGCAGGAGCAGGAGAGCUCUGUGCAGGUCGAGGUUUUCAGAAACGACACUACGGCCCUCGAGGAGCAGGUUAAACUGCUGAAGGAGGAGAUCCAAACUAAAGAGGGACAGGUUGACUUGUUAAAGACUGAGAGCUACAAGCAAUCAGAAGAGCUGCAGAAUGAGAUUCAGAGUCUCAGAGACCAGGUCCAAAGUUUGACUGAAUCCCUGAAGACUGCAACAGAGCAAGUUCAGGCUAAAGAAGACUUCUUGACCAAGAAAGAGUUGGAGAUCUCUCAGGAAAAAGACAAAUUUGACAAUUUAAUGGCAACCUCUGAAGAGGAGAUGAAGGGACUUAGGGAGCAGAUCCAGGCUAAAGAGGAACAGCUCGUCACACUGAAGAAAGAGGGCUCUGUACAGUCUGACAUGCAACAGGAAGAGACCCAGUGUCUGAAAAACCAGCUGGAUGGUUUGCGUAUCUCUCUUGCAAAAGCCGAGGAGACGAUUCAGACUCAACAAGCUGAAUUUACCAAGCAGGAGCAGGAGAGCUCUGUGCAGGUCGAGGCUCUUAGAAAUGACAGCGCGGCCCUCGAGGAGCAGGUUAAACAGCUGAGAGAAGAGAUCCAAACUAAAGAGGGACAGGUUGACUUGUUAAAGACUGAGAGCUGCAAGCAAUCAGAAGAGCUGCAGAGUGAGAUUCAAAGUCUCAGAGACCAGGUCCAAAGUUUGACUGAAUCCCUGAAGACUGCAACAGAACAAGUUCAGGCUAAAGAAGACAUCUUGACCAAGAAAGAGUUGGAGAUCUCUCAGGAAAAAGACAAAUUCCAAAAUGUAAUGGCAGCCUCUGAAGAGGAGAUGAAGGGGCUCUGGGAGCAGAUCCAGGCUAAAGAGGAACAGCUCGUCACACUGAAGAAAGAGGGCUCUGUCCAGUCUGACAUGCAACAGGAAGAGACCCAAUGUCUUAAAAACCAACUGGAUGGUUUGCGUAUCUCUCUUGCAAAAGCCGAGGAGACGAUUCAGACUCAACAAGCCAAACUUACCAAGCAGGAGCAGGAGAGCUCUGUGCAGGUCGAGGUUUUCAGAAACGACACUACGGCCCUCGAGGAGCAGGUUAAACUGCUGAAGGAGGAGAUCCAAACUAAAGAGGGACAGGUUGACUUGUUAAAGACUGAGAGCUACAAGCAAUCAGAAGAGCUGCAGAGUGAGAUUCAGAGUCUCAGAGACCAGGUCCAAAGUUUGACUGAAUCCCUGAAGACUGCAACAGAGCAAGUUCAGGCUAAAGAAGACUUCUUGACCAAGAAAGAGUUGGAGAUCUCUCAGGAAAAAGACAAAUUUGACAAUUUAAUGGCAACCUCUGAAGAGGAGAUGAAGGGACUUAGGGAGCAGAUCCAGGCUAAAGAGGAACAGCUCGUCACACUGAAGAAAGAGGGCUCUGUCCAGUCUGACAUGCAACAGGAAGAGACCCAGUGUCUGAAAAACCAGCUGGAUGGUUUGCGUAUCUCUCUUGCAAAAGCCGAGGAGACGAUUCAGACUCAACAAGCUGAAUUUACCAAGCAGGAGCAGGAGAGCUCUGUGCAGGUCGAGGCUCUUAGAAAUGACAGCGCGGCCCUCGAGGAGCAGGUUAAACAGCUGAGAGAAGAGAUCCAAACUAAAGAGGGACAGGUUAACUUGUUAAAGACUGAGAGCUGCAAGCAAUCAGAAGAGCUGCAGAAUGAGAUUCAAAGUCUCAGAGACCAGGUCCAAAGUUUGAGUGAAUCCCUGAAGACUGCAACAGAACAAGAUCGGGCUAAAGAAGACGUCUUGGCUAAGAUUGAACUCGAGAUUUCUCAGGAAAAAAAUGCUUUCCAAAACUUAAAAGCAACCUCUGAAGAGGAGAUGAAGGGGCUCAGGGAGCAGAUCCAGGCUAAAGAGGAACAACUCGUCACACUGAAGAAAGAGGGCUCUGUCCAGUCUGACAUGCAACAGGAAGAGAUCCAAUGUCUGAAAAACCAACUAUAUGAUAUGAGUGUCUCUCUCACAAAGACAGAGGAGCAGGUUCAGACUCAGCUGGGUCUUCUACAGCAGCAGCUGGCAGCGUCUGAGGCAGAGGUGAGGAAGACGAAAGAAGAGAUCCAAGCUAAAGAGGAACAGAUCAAACUCCUGAACACUGACAGCACAGAGCAAUCUGAUCUGCUCCACCAAGAGGUCCAAAGUUUAAAGAAGCAGAUGGAGACUCUUGAGUCCUCGCUGAGGAAGGCUGAGGAGGAUGUUCAGUCCAAAGAAGAUCUGUUGGCUCAACAGCAGCUGGAAAAUACUCAGCAGAUACUCCAGACGGAAAUGGAUCAGAAAGCUCUGGAAGAAAAAGUGGAAGCCCUGGUCUCUGAGAAGGAGAGGCUCGUCAAACACCAGGAGGUUUUGGACAGAGAGAACAAAGCCUCCCGUAAACUGGAAUCUCUGCUUCAGCAAGAGCUUCAAUUACUGAAAACUGAGAAAAGACUCUUGCAAGAGAAAGAGAAAGCAGAAGAAAGCGGGAUGCUGAAGGACCUUCAAGAGCAACUCCUGGCUAAAUCUGAAGCUGCGCAACACUACAAGGCUCAGAUGGAGAAGGCGGCGAGUUGCUACAACGACAAGAAGAAGCUUCUCCAGCAGAGCCAAGGCGAGGUGGACGGACUAAAGCACUCUCUGGAGGAGCGGGAGCGUGACGUGAGGGCAAUUACUGUGGAAAACAAGAGUCUUCAAAUGGAUCUGGAAGAGACCAAAAGCAGGGAGAAGGCUCUGUUGAAAACCGUGGCCAGUCUGGAGGCACAGUUGUCCUUCGCCGACCGUAACCUGCGUGCACAGAACAAGAUUCAUGGUGGUGAAAGACGUGAGUCACUUUACGUCGAGGUUCCCAGCAGACACUCGAGUGUUCACACGAGAGCUCAGGCGAAGAGAGCCGAGAGCUGCGACAGUCUGGAUCAGAGCUCUCUGGAAGACUCUCUGAACGCCACGAGGAAACUUUCAGAACCUGAUGAAGCGAGCACGCCUCUCGUCCGCAGUUCAGAGCGCCUGGCAGCCAAGCGCCGCGGUCUGCAUGCUGAGUCUCUGGAAACGCUGUACUUCACCCCUAUUAACACCAGACAGGUUAACAGGACCGGUACAGAACUGGACUCAGCAUUUAAAAACCCGUCUUCAUCUGUCAAACGACGAAGGACCACGCAGGUGAUAAACAUCACCCUGACUAAGAAAACUCCAGGUGGUGGUGAAGCCGACGAGACGUUCUACAGCACGUCCUCCCGCUCCCAGCCCAAUCUCGCUUCACGGCCAGUAUCCAUGGAGCUCUUCGACACGCCUGGCAGCAGGACUGACGCUGGCAGCAACCAGCUCGCGGGUCUGCCAGGCUAUCGAAGGAGCACCAUCCACUCACACACUGCGAGUACGUUCUGCGUCGGGGCAGAGAACGAGCCAGAGGGUGCACCCGAUGACUGGAUGAGGAUUGCAGAGCUCCAGGCGAGGAACAAGGCCUGCCUUCCUCACCUGAAGAGCAGUUACCCCGUGGAGUCUGAGCAUGGCCGCCACAGUGCGUUCGUUUUCACAGACGAAGAGCUCCGUAACGGCGACCCGUCCGAUACCAUCCGUCGGGCGUCUGCACUGCCCGGCCAGCUGCAAGACUCUCUGGCCUCUCACCGCCACUCCUUCAUGCUGGGGCAGACGGGCGCCGCGGCUGCCACCCGUGCUCACCGCAUGUCCCUGAUGCCCGGCCAGCUGCCGUCCAAAUCCUCCAGCCUCUCUCAGCUGAGGAGCCCGAAAGGCACAAAGCGGUCGGCAUCUACAUUGUCCGUACAUCAAACUUCACCUGAGAAAAAGGUGAAGGCGAGCUGCUUCCCUCGUCCACUCACUCCCAAAAAUAAGAAUGUAAACCCCGUAUCUUCCAGUUACCAACUUCGCCCUGCUCUCAGCCCAGUUGAUCGGAGGGAGUCGAUGGUCUUCACUAUCGAGAACACCCCCAAACACAACAACUACUUAAAGAAAGGUCUGAAUAAGCUCCGAAGCUCCGCCCGCAAAUCCCCAGGCUCCAAAUCGAGGAAGUCGCCAACUCAGUCGGCGCGCAAGGAAAAUCCUCCCUCAGUGAAAUCCCGCCCCGGAGUGGGACGAGAGGGCAAAGUGGGUAGCUUCAAGUCGCCCCAGGUUACAAUGAAAGCACAGAAGAAGUCUCCUCAAGCCGCUAGCAGGUCCUCAAAGCCUCAGGGACUGACGGCUAGCGCUCGCAAGAUGAUGGGCAGGAUGAAGGUGUGAAGUCGUUCUGAUUGGCUCCAGUUCAACCUGAUCCAACUUUUUAUUUUCUUCUUUUUUCCAGCACAAUUCAUUUGUAUUGUUGUUGUU